CAUUUCUCAGCUGUCAUACCUACUGAAGCUUCUCUUGCUGUUGCUGACAUCCUUACAUUAUUAUAUUACACAAAAAUUCAACCCUCUCUCUCUCUCUCUCUUUCUCUCUCCAGGUCAUCGAUAAUUAUAGCGUUACUACACUGAUUCCACCACCACCACCACCGCCACCACCUUCAGGCUCCAGAAGCAUCGAAAGACUAUGGACCUCCAGUUCGCCGGAAGACCGGUUGCCGGCCCGUACUCACUUCGGACCGAUAUAGACCAUAUGCCGGACACCCCAAAACGCGGGGCCCAUCACCGCAGGGCCCACUCCGAGACUUUCUUCCGCUUCCCGGACGACAUACUCUUGGACACCGACGUCGAUAUCAACCUCUCCGCCUUUGAUUUCGUCCCCGACGUCGCCGGUGGCAGUGACAACAAUAGCAACAGCAACAGCAACAACGGCAACAACAACGUCGGUAGCAUCCCCAUGGCCGUUGAUUCCUCCAAGCCCGACGAAUCGAGCGGCGCCGAUAGGGCCAGGGCUAAGCCCUUGGGCGCCGCCGGUCAUUUCAGGAGCUUGUCCGUGGACGCUGAUUUCUUCGAUGGUCUAGGGUUCACGGCCGGCGGCGCCGUCGAUGGCAGUGACUCAGAGAGGUUCGGCGGGAAAUCGGUGAUGGAGAAGAGGGGGCCUCAUCAUAGGCAUAGCAAUUCGAUGGACGGAUCUAUGUCGUCGUUUGAGGCGGAUUCUAUGAUGUUAAUUGAUGGUGUCAAGAAAGCCAUGGGUCCUGAUAGGCUCGCCGAGCUUGCUUUGAUUGAUCCGAAGAGAGCCAAAAGGAUUCUUGCGAAUAGACAAUCUGCAGCGCGCUCAAAGGAGAGGAAAAUACGCUAUACUAGUGAGCUUGAGAGGAAGGUGCAAACACUUCAGACAGAAGCAACCACCCUCUCUGCACAGGUCACAAUGCUGCAGCGAGACACAACUGGGUUGACGGUUGAAAAUAAGGAACUCAAACUACGGUUACAAGCUAUGGAGCAGCAAGCACAUCUUAGAGAUGCGCUUAAUGAAGCACUGAGGGAGGAAGUGCAGCGACUCAAGAUAGCAACAGGUCAAACGCAGGCUGUCAAUGGGAACAGCUUUAGCAGAGGGCUGCCACCUCAAUAUUCUUCCCACCACCCACAGGCAUACUUCAGUGGCCAACAAACUCAGCAACAGCAGCUUCAUGUGCCUCAGUCAUCCCCCAACAACCAGGCUGUCAACGGGCAUCCCCAACCCACCUUCUUGGAUUUCAAUCAAAGGGUUUAAUGACAGUCAAUAUAUCUCUUUGGCAGGAAUCUAGUGCUUGAAAAAUGAAAGUAAUUCAUCCUAGGUAGCAUCUUGUACAUAUGUAUAUGUAUUUGCAGCUAGAGUUGAUCAAAAGGACUGCAGAUCAGUUCCUUGUUAUCUUUACACUAUGGUUAUGUUAGUUGGGAUUGAAAUUAUGCUGCAUUAAAAUUGAAUCUUAUUGGAACGUUUUGUAGGUGGGUUGUCAAUUGUAUAACAAAUCUGCUUUUGGAGCCUGGUGUAAUCAUACUGAACGAUUGUAUGUGUAAGCCUGUUAAUGUGACUUUAUUGUAUGAAUUUUUUGUGGGCA
Messenger RNA from Malania oleifera, 1610 nucleotides. Its product is annotated as transcription factor VIP1. Gene Ontology annotation, biological process: regulation of DNA-templated transcription. Gene Ontology annotation, molecular function: DNA-binding transcription factor activity. Gene Ontology annotation, cellular component: nucleus. The record is from RefSeq and is a predicted model, not a curated record. The transcript has 4 exons. Bases 200 to 1282 code for a protein of 360 amino acids. NCBI's taxonomy places the organism in Eukaryota, Viridiplantae, Streptophyta, Magnoliopsida, Santalales, Ximeniaceae.